Molecule: messenger RNA, 1137 nt
Organism: Drosophila biarmipes
Lineage: Eukaryota; Metazoa; Arthropoda; Insecta; Diptera; Drosophilidae
Exons: 2
Coding region: 11-994 (327 amino acids)
Source: RefSeq, a predicted model, not a curated record
GGUUACGGAUAUGCAGUGCACGCUGAGGUUAUGGAGGGAUCAUUUCUCCAAGCUGCUAGCAGGCGAUGACGGCGCCAAUUCCGCCAUUGGAGGAAGCAGCCCGAUACCACCAAUCGACGACAAUGUGGAUAUACCACUACCUAACCAUGACGAGGUCCGAGUUGCUAAAACGCGGCUCAAAAACAACAAAGCAACCGGUGCUGAUGGACUGCCUGCAGAGUUAUUCAAGGCCGGCGUCGAAGAGCUGAUAAGGUGCAUGCAUCAGCUCUUGUGCAGAAUAUGGCUAGAAGAAAGCAUGUCCAACGAUUGGAAUCUCAGCGUCCUUUGUCCCGUUCUGAAGAAAGGUGACCCGACGAUAUGCGUCAACUAUCGGGGAAUCAGCCUGAUUACCAUCUCACACAAGGUCCUAUCGAGCGUAAUAUGUGAACGACUGAAGCCGUAUACCAGCACACUGAUCGGACCUUAUCAAUGCGGCUUCAGACCUGCUGCAUUCGAUAGCCCGAUGAAGGAACGCCUAUAUGCCACCAUGUCUGAGUUCGGUAUUCCUGCAAUGGUAAUACGUCUUUGCAGAAUCACAUUGAGCAGCAUCAUCAGCUCUGUCAAGGUAGGAACGAACCUCUCCGAACCUUUUAAUACCGUUCGAGGUUUUAGACAAGGCGACCCCCUGUCUUGCGACCUCUUCAAUUUCGUGAUGAAAGGUGUUCUGCGGAAAGCCGGUGUACAUCGAUCUGGCACUAUUUUUUAUAAAAGUGUCCAGCUCCUUGCUUAUGCCGAUGAUAUUGACAUCAUUGGCCGCAGCAAGCGUGAUGUCACUGCUGCAUUUUCGGCUAUCGAAAAAGAGUCGGCAAAAGUGGGUUUGGCGGUAAACGAGGGCAAGACGAAGUAUAUGCUGUCGACAAGCAGGGAGUCGCGGCGCCUAGACUCCCAUGUGGUAGCGGACAGCUAUACCUUCGAAGUGUUCAAGGGAGUUCACGUACCUUGGCGCUGCCAUUAACACCGAAAAUGACGUCAGCCUGGAGAUCAAGUGAAGAAUCACACUUGCCAAUAGGUGCUACUUUGGUCCGAGUAAACAAAUGUGCAAUAGAGACCUCUCUCCCCGAACAAAAUUAACACUCUACAAGACACUCAUCCUACCCG